CCGGGUGCUCAUAGCAAGGUCUUUAAAAAGACAAUGGGGUUUAUUACUGCAAAUUUUUUUUCCCAUCUACUUAUCCACGUCAGCAUCCCGUAUGACGUGAGCAAUCACUGUGCCUAACGUUUCGUUUUGUCACCUGCGUGCGUGCGUGCGUGCGUGGUGGCUCAUUGCCUCAUUUCCCAGUCAGUCAGCCUUUUGUUUCUGGUCUCCACGUCUCACACCCUCACGACGAUCUCCGAUAAAGAAUUCCACUUCCCGUCAUCGGAGAUUGCUCCAGCCUUGAUACUUCGGGUCAUGCUUCUUCGCCGACUUGCUGUAGCAGUUCCUCGCUCGACAAGGUUCUUCUGUGGUAACGGUAGCCAUGACCUUGCAAGCACCAUAGCUGAACUCAAUAAGGAAAUGGAAUCGGUCUUUGGUGAACCUCCUCCAGAUGGGUUUGCGAGUUCUAGAAGUAAAAGUUUCAUGGGUCAAGAAUCCCAACUUAAUUCUCAUGUGAUUUCGAGUUCUACUAGUAAUAAGUUUACUGUUGAAGAACUCCCUGGUCUAUCUCAAACUUUAGGUGAAAAUGCAGCUGGUCUGACCCAUGUUGGCUGCACAGGGAAAGCCCAAAUGGUGGAUGUGUCACCCAAAGAAAUUAGUAGUAGAACUGCUACUGCUAGCUGCAAGGUAAUUCUGGGUAAGAAGGUGUUUCAUUUGGUCUUGGCCAACCAGAUGGCUAAGGGAGAUGUUCUAAGUGUGGCAAAAAUUGCUGGCAUAAAUGGAGCAAAGCACACUAGCACACUAAUCCCACUAUGCCACAACAUCACUUUGACUCAUGUUCGAGUUGACCUAAGACUCAAUCCUGAGGAUUUUAGUGUUGAGAUAGAAGGAGAAGCAGCCAGUACAGGUAAAACUGGGGUUGAGAUGGAAGCAAUGACAGCUGUGAGUGUUGCAGGAUUAACAGUGUAUGACAUGUGCAAGGCUGCUUCAAAAGAUAUCCAGAUCACAGACAUACGGCUCGAGUGUAAAACUGGCGGGAAGAGUGGAUACUGGUGCAGGGAAGAAUGAUGAUGUUUCCAGAAGAAGAUUUUGACACGAGUGCUACCAAUUGUCGUGGAGAUUAGUGUUCUAGUGGAUGUUUGCAUUUGUCAUCAGAAUGGAAGUACUCCUCUUUCUUUUAAACAUGAAACUUGAUGGCAUAAUUCACGUUUGCAAUUCAAAUUUACAAUCUUCCUGCAUUUUAAGCACAUGCAUGCACAUGGGGAAAAAGAAAAGAACAGAAAAGAAAGAAACAAAGAAAGAAAAGCUGGGGUGGGGGGGGAGGAUACAGAUACAUAUUUUGAACAAGAAGAUCAGCAUGUCGCACCUUUUGGAGGCUAUUAACUUGAAAAUAUGGAUUUGUAGAGUUAGAGAAUGCAUAAAGUAGUUAGAGAUAAAGAUGUAGUAGUUAAUGUGUGAGCCUUUCUAGAUCUUGCAACUUUUAGGAGGCUUACUAAGUGGAAAGCAUAAAUCUCUACAUUUACAAAAGGCAGAAGGUUGUUCGGGAAUGUGUGUGAAGUUAA
Messenger RNA from Theobroma cacao (cacao), 1538 nucleotides. RefSeq names its product cofactor of nitrate reductase and xanthine dehydrogenase 3 (gene CNX3). Gene Ontology annotation, biological process: Mo-molybdopterin cofactor biosynthetic process. The record is from RefSeq and is a predicted model, not a curated record. NCBI's taxonomy places the organism in Eukaryota, Viridiplantae, Streptophyta, Magnoliopsida, Malvales, Malvaceae.